AUGGGUGUGGGCAAGAGAACGAGUUUGCGGGCCAAGCUGGAGAAACGGGUCAAGAGCGGCGGCGUGGCGAAGACCGUUGAGCGUGUGGAGAAGCGCAAGGAUGACUCGCUGGUCUCAAAGUCGGCUCUGCGCCGGCGCAAGCGCAAGAUGAAAGAGCAGCUGAAACCAAAGCUGGAGGACCUCGCCCAGGCGCUCGAAGAGGUGCCGGCGACAGCACCACAGCCGAAACGCGACCACACGCCGAAUCCGCACAAGCGUGGGGCGAAGAUCGUGGAAAAGGUGGAAAUUCAGCGGUUUGGAGCCGUGCUGAAGGACGAGCAGUUCAGAAAAAGCCCGUUCGACGCCCUCAAACGGGUUAUCGCAAAUAACAGUUAG
Molecule: messenger RNA, 375 nt
Organism: Ogataea parapolymorpha DL-1
Lineage: Eukaryota; Fungi; Ascomycota; Pichiomycetes; Pichiales; Pichiaceae
Exons: 1
Coding region: 1-375 (124 amino acids)
Biological process (GO): maturation of SSU-rRNA from tricistronic rRNA transcript (SSU-rRNA, 5.8S rRNA, LSU-rRNA)
Cellular component (GO): nucleolus; 90S preribosome; preribosome, small subunit precursor
Source: RefSeq, a predicted model, not a curated record